Messenger RNA from Episyrphus balteatus (marmalade hoverfly), 930 nucleotides. It is a transcript of the gene Paip2, whose product is annotated as polyadenylate-binding protein-interacting protein 2. Gene Ontology annotation, cellular component: cytoplasm. NCBI's taxonomy places the organism in Eukaryota, Metazoa, Arthropoda, Insecta, Diptera, Syrphidae. The coding region runs from base 428 to 805 and encodes 125 amino acids. Gene Ontology annotation, molecular function: mRNA regulatory element binding translation repressor activity. The record is from RefSeq and is a predicted model, not a curated record. Gene Ontology annotation, biological process: negative regulation of translational initiation. The transcript is spliced from 4 exons.
CGAUUUUAAUCCAAAUACAUUUUCGCACUCUCAUCCGGUGUAUACAACCUCAACUGGCUAAAACUGAGAUUUUCUUAAAAAGGCGUUUUGCAAAAAAAGAGAAAAAAUAUAUACAUAUAAAUUUUCUCAACGCAAUUUUAAGAUAAUAUAAUUUGUUUUUCUACCUUACGACGACAUUUAGAAAUAUUUCUUCACACAUUUGCAUUUUCUCUCAAAUUCAAGUAUACUCUUGUCAUUUUUGUCCUAAAAUAAUUUUUUUCAAUCAAAAUUUUUAGUGAUACAAAAAAUAAAGUUUGUGUGAAUAUAAAAUAAAAGAAAUUGUAUAUAAAUUUACAAUUUAUAAAAGAAAAAACAAAGGAGAAUCGAGUUGUGCAUAAAUCGUUCAUUUUUUUUCCUUGGAAUAAAACAGUUAAAAAGUAUUUCAAAAAUGAUUCUUAAAAGCCCAUCUAACGACUGGUCCGAUCAGUUCGAUAUUAUUGAAGAAGAAUACGAUUCUCUAUCAGAAGUAGAGGAAGAGACUGAUUUCUCCGAAUACUUAUGGAUGGAGAAUGAAGAAGAAUUCGACAAAGAUGAAUUACAACGACUUGAAGAAGAGGAAAUGAUGCAACAAUGUUUAGAAGCAAUGUUGGUUGAUGAACUCGAAGCUGAAAUUGAUGAAUGGCAAAAAGAAAAAGCAGAACAAUUGGACAAAGCUCUAUCCGAUCUUGCUGUUCCCGAACGCAAUGUCGAAAACUCAUCGCUAAAUCCCUUGGCUGAAGAAUUCAUUCCAAUGGAAAACUAUUUUAUAGAUCUGAUAAUAUCAUAAACAAAAAAACAUUUCCUUAAACCACAAUGGAACCCGCCCUCAACAAUCAGUUCAUCCCCAAAAUCGAGUUAAAAUUGAAACAUAUUUUAAAAAGAAAAAAACUUAACAAAAAAAAAAUACAAAAA